CCUGAGCACCCCACGACCGACCACGCCACUACCAACAGAAGAAACGUUCCCAAACACAGAGGACGGACGGCGCACGAGGCCUCCACGAACGGCCAAGACACUGCCAAGUCCAUCCGAGUGCCCUGAAGCGAUAAAGCAGCGCUGUCGAAGGGACAACAUGACCUGCGUCAUGAGGGGGAAAAUGCCGGCUUGUAUAGAUGUAGAACAAACGCAGGAAACGACAACCAGCGCCCCAGCUACAACACCUAUGACUACAACCGCAGGUCCUUCUAGUUGCCCCGAGAGGGCGAAACAGGUCUGUGCCCAGGAUGGACAGGACUGUGUGGUGCGAAACAACAGGCCAGCGUGCGUGGAACGAAAGAACACGUGUACCGAAGAAUUCCAGAGGAAGUGCGAGAAAGGCGGAAUGGUAUGCCGCAUGUACAAGGGCAACAUGAUGUGCGCUCGAAAACCAGCAGUGACAACUACGAAAGCAAAACCAUCAGCGACAACUACGAAAGCACCCGCCAAGUGCAGCGAGGCGAUGAUAAAGUAUUGCGAUGGCAAGGACCAGGACUGCGUGAUAAAAGAUGGAAUGCCGGAUUGCGUAGACCGGGAUGCCGAGAAAUGCAGCGCCCACAUGAAAAAGCUGUGCGCUGCCAAAGGGAUGGAAUGCGAGGUUAUCAAUGGUACCUCUGUGUGUACGGACCCCAGCAAGCACACUUGUGAUAAAGAAAUGAUCAAUAGAUGCCAAUCAAUGGGACAGAAAUGUGUUGAAAGGCACAACAAGGCAUACUGUACAGGCUCGGAUAACCGAAAAUGCGACGCCCAGGUGAAAAAGCUGUGCGCUCGCGAAGGGAUGGAAUGCGAGGUUAUCAACGGCAGCUCUGUGUGUGUGGAUCGAAGCGCAACAAAAUGCGACGAGGUGUUAAGGAAGAAAUGUGACAAAAUUGGGAAAGCGUGCGACGACGGAGAGAACUUCGUCGUCUGCAGAGACCGGCGGCCCCGAGUUUGUCCGGACGAACACAAGAAAAGGUGCGCUAAAGUCCAUCUCAACUGCAUAGAGAUCAAGGACGCCCCGACAUGCACAGACCCCAGCAAGCCCACUUGCGAUAAAGAAAUGAUCACUAGAUGCCACUCACUAGGAGGGAAAUGUGUUGAAGCGGACAACAAGACAUUCUGUACAGACCAAGAUCAGCUAAAGUGCAACGACCAGAUGAAAAAGGUGUGCGCUCGCGAAGGAAUGGAAUGCGAGGUUAUCAACGGUACCUCUGUGUGUGCGGAUCGAAGCGCAACAAAAUGCGACGAGGUGUUAAGGAAGAAAUGUGACAAAAUUGGGAAAGCGUGCGACGACGGAGAGAACUUCGUCCUCUGCAGAGACCGGCGGCCCCGAGUUUGUCCUGACGAACACAAGAAAAGGUGCGCUAAAGUCCAUCUCAACUGCCUGGAGAUCAAGGACGCCCCGACGUGCACAGACCCCAGCAAGCACACCUGCGAUAAGGAAAUGACCAAUAAAUGCCUCCUAAUGGGAGAGAAAUGCGUCGAAGAGCAGAACAAGACGUUCUGUACAGCUCCAGGCAUCCCACCAAAACCAUGUGAUGCGACACAAACCGCAAAUUGCAAGAAGGAUGGGAAAGACUGCGUCCUCACUGACAACAAAGCGCAAUGCAUUCCUCCAGGUAUGCUGCUAAAACAUUGUGAUGCGACGCAAGCCGCAAAUUGCAAGAUGGAUGGGAAAGACUGCGUCCUCAUCGGCGACACAGCGCAAUGCAUUCCUCAAGGCAUGCCAGCAAAACCAUGUGAAACGACACAAGCCGCAAAUUGCAAGAAGGAUGGGAAAGACUGCGUCCUCAUCGGCGACACAGCGCAUUGCGUUCCUCCAGGCGUGCCAGAAAAACUAUGUGAUGCGAAACAAGCCGAAAAUUGCAAGAAGAAUGGGAACGACUGCGUCCUCAUCGGCGACACAGCGCGUUGCGUUCCUCCAGGCAUGCCAGCAAAACCAUGUGAUGCGACACAAGCCGCAAAUUGCAAGAAGGAUGGGAAAGACUGCGUCCUCAUCGGCGACACAGCGCAAUGCGUUCCUCCCGGCAUGCCAGCAAAACCAUGUGAUGCGACACAAGCCGCAAAGUGCAAGAAGGAUGGGAAAGACUGCGUCCUCAUCGGCGACACAGCGCAAUGCGUUCCUCCAGGCAUGCCACCAAAACCAUGUGAUGCGACACAAGCCGCAAAGUGCAAGAAGGAUGGGAAAGACUGCGUCCUCAUCGGCGACACAGCGCAAUGCGUUCCUCCAGGCAUGCCAGCAAAACCAUGUGAUGCGACACAAGCCGCAAAUUGCAAGAAGGAUGGGAAAGACUGCGUCCUCAUCGGUGACACAGCGCAAUGCGUUCCUCCAGGCAUGCCAGCGAAACCAUGUGAUGCGACACAAGCCGCAAAUUGCAAGAAGGAUGGGAAAGACUGCGUCCUCAUCGGCGACACAGCGCAAUGCGUUCCUCCAGGCAUGCCAGCGAAACCAUGUGAUGCGACACAAGCCGCAAAUUGCAAGAAGGAUGGGAAAGACUGCGUCCUCAUCGGCGACACAGCGCAAUGCGUUCCUCCAGGCAUGCCAGCAAAACCAUGUGAUGCCACACAAGCCGCAAAUUGCAAGAAGGAUGGGAAAGACUGCGUCCUCAUCGGUGACACAGCGCAAUGCGUUCCUCCAGGCAUGCCAGCAAAACCAUGUGAUGCCACACAAGCCGCAAAUUGCAAGAAGGAUGGGAAAGACUGCGUCCUCAUCGGUGACACAGCGCAAUGCGUUCCUCCAGGCAUGCCAGCAAAACCAUGUGAUGCCACACAAGCCGCAAAUUGCAAGAAGGAUGGGAAAGACUGCGUCCUCAUCGGUGACACAGCGCAAUGCGUUCCUCCAGGCAUGCCAGCGAAACCAUGUGAUGCGACACAAGCCGCAAAUUGCAAGAAGGAUGGGAAAGACUGCGUCCUCAUCGGCGACACAGCGCAAUGCGUUCCUCCAGGCAUGCCAGCAAAACCAUGUGAUGCGACACAAACUGCAAAUUGCAAGAAGGAUGGGAAAGACUGCGUCCUCAUCGGCGACACAGCGCAAUGCGUUCCUCCAGGCAUGCCAGCGAAACCAUGUGAUGCGACACAAGCCGCAAAUUGCAAGAAGGAUGGGAAAGACUGCGUCCUCAUCGGCGACACAGCGCAAUGCGUUCCUCCAGGCAUGCCAGCGAAACCAUGUGAUGCGACACAAGCCGCAAAUUGCAAGAAGGAUGGGAAAGACUGCGUCCUCAUCGGCGACACAGCGCAAUGCGUUCCUCCAGGCAUGCCAGCAAAACCAUGUGAUGCCACACAAGCCGCAAAUUGCAAGAAGGAUGGGAAAGACUGCGUCCUCAUCAGUGACACAGCGCAAUGCGUUCCUCCAGGCAUGCCAGCAAAACCAUGUGAUGCCACACAAGCCGCAAAUUGCAAGAAGGAUGGGAAAGACUGCGUCCUCAUCGGUGACACAGCGCAAUGCGUUCCUCCAGGCAUGCCAGCAAAACCAUGUGAUGCCACACAAGCCGCAAAUUGCAAGAAGGAUGGGAAAGACUGCGUCCUCAUCGGUGACACAGCGCAAUGCGUUCCUCCAGGCAUGCCAGCAAAACCAUGUGAUGCGACACAAGCCGCGAAUUGCAAGAAGGAUGGGAAAGACUGCGUCCUCAUCGGCGACACAGCACAAUGCGUUCCACCAGGCAUGCCAGCAAAACCAUGUGAUUCGACACAAGCCGCAAAUUGCAAGAAGGAUGGGAAAGACUGCGUCCUCAUCGGCGACAAAGCGCAAUGCGUUCCUCCAGGCAUGCCAGCAAAACCAUGUGAUGCGACACAAGCCGCAAAUUGCAAGAAGGAUGGGAAAGACUGCGUCCUCAUCGGCGACACAGCGCAAUGCGUUCCUCCAGCCAUGCCAGCAAAACCAUGUGAUGCGACACAAGCCGCCAAUUGCAAGAAGGAUGGGAAAGACUGCGUCCUCAUCGGCGACACAGCGCAAUGCGUUCCUCCAGGCAUGCCAGCAAAACCAUGUGAUGCGACACAAGCCGCGAAUUGCAAGAAGGAUGGGAAAGACUGCGUCCUCAUCGGCGACACAGCACAAUGCGUUCCUCCAGCCAUGCCAGCAAAACCAUGUGAUGCGACACAAGCCGCCAAUUGCAAGAAGGAUGGGAAAGACUGCGUCCUCAUCGGCGACACAGCGCAAUGCGUUCCUCCAGGCAUGCCAGCGAAACCAUGUGAUGCGACACAAGCCGCAAAUUGCAAGAAGGAUGGGAAAGACUGCGUCCUCAUCGGCGACACAGCACAAUGCGUUCCUCCAGGCAUGCCAGCAAAACCAUGUGAUGCGACACAAGCCGCAAAUUGCAAGAAGGAUUGGAAAGACUGCGUCCUCAUCGGCGACACAGCGCAAUGCGUUCCUCCAGGCAUGCCAGCGAAACCAUGUGAUGCGACACAAGCCGCAAAUUGCAAGAAGGAUGGGAAAGACUGCGUCCUCAUCGGCGACACAGCGCAAUGCGUUCCUCCAGGCAUGCCAGCGAAACCAUGUGAUGCGACACAAGCCGCAAAUUGCAAGAAGGAUGGGAAAGACUGCGUCCUCAUCGGCGACACAGCGCAAUGCGUUCCUCCAGGCAUGCCAGCGAAACCAUGUGAUGCGACACAAGCCGCAAAUUGCAAGAAGGAUGGGAAAGACUGUGUCCUUAUCGGCGAAACAGCGCAAUGCGUUCCUCCAGGCAUGCCAGCAAAACCUUGUGAUGCGACACAAGCCGCGAAUUGCAAGAAGAAUGGGAAAGACUGCGUCCUCAUCGGCGACACAGCGCAAUGUGUUCAUACACAACGAAACAGCUGCAAUGAAGAAGAAAAGAAAGAGUGCAAGUCACUGGGAAAGACAUGCGACUUCAGUACUGGUGCUGUUCUGUGCACUGAUCCAGUACGUAGCAGUUGCAACGAGGAAGAAAAGGAAACAUGCAAAUCGAUGGGAAUGACGUGCGAAUUCGCAGACGGCUAUGCCGUGUGCAUGGAUCUAACUCGCAACACGUGCAAAAAGAAGGAGCACGAAGCGUGCCAGGCCGUUCAAAAAGAAUGCGACUUCACCGCGCAUGCGGCCACGUGCAUCGAUAACAAGCGCACCACCUGCAAUGAAGAAGAGAAGAAGGCAUGCCAGGAAAGGGGGAAAUAUUGCGACUUCAGCGCCGGUAUCGCCCUCUGCGUCUCCGGGAGACGCACAAAAUGUAACGAAGAGGAGGAGGCCAUUUGCCGGGAAAUGGGAAUGGACUGUGAUUUCUCGCUCGGUGCAGCCCUGUGCAUUGACAAAACGCGCACGGAGUGUAAUGAGGAAGAGACCGACAUGUGCAAAUUAAGCAAGGAAGACUGCGAGUUCACUGCGAACGCAGCAUUUUGCAUCGAUCCAAAUCGCACAGAUUGCAAUCAAGAGGAAAAGCAACGGUGUGAAACCGUCGGCAAAGGAUGCCAGUUUGUAGCCGGGGCCUCUUUGUGUUACGGUCCUGCACGGACAAAGUGUGACGCCUCCGAGACGGAAAGGUGCGCGAAAAUGGGAAAGGGGUGCGACUUUAUCGGUGGAGGCGCUAUUUGUUCUGGAAAGAAACGCACGCAGUGCAACGAGGAAGAGGAGAAAAAGUGCAAAGCAAUGAAACGACAAUGCGAGUUUGUCGACGGAGCUCCUCUUUGCAUAGUUGGAAAACGCAAAGCCUGCAACGAAGAAGAGGAACAAGCUUGCAAGGAAGAGGGAAUGACCUGUGAUUUCAGUGCUGGAGCAGCUGUUUGCAUGGAUCGAAACCGCACCAGCUGCAACGAGGAAGAGAGAAAAGCGUGCGCGGCGCAGGGAAAGGUCUGCGACUUCAGCGCGGCAUCUCCAUUGUGCAUGGAUAAGCAAAGCAACACCUGCAGUGAAGAAGAGAUAAAAUGCAUAUCCGCGGGAUUGGAGUGCAAUUUUAGCACCGGCGCGGCGCUAUGCGUAGAUCCCAACCGCAAGAGCUGUACCAAGGAAGAGAAGGAAUUAUGUAAGGCACAUAACAAGGACUGUGACUUUACGGCUGGGGCCCUCUUGUGCUCAGAUCCAGCACGCGAAAAAUGUAAUGAAGAAGAAAAGAACGCCUGCAAAGAAUUGGGAAAGGAGUGCGAUUUCGCAUCGGGUCGCCAGCUAUGCGUUGAUGAAAAACCGGAAAUGUGCGAAACGGGACAGAAAGAGGCAUGUAAGGAAAUGGGACUGGAAUGCGAUUUUAGCGCCGGCGCACCUUUGUGUAUUGAUAAAAACCGCACAAGCUGUGGUAAAACGGAGAAAGCCAUUUGCGAAGCAUACGGCACUGAGUGUGAUUUCACUGCUGGGGCGCCCAUCUGCAUUGACAACAACGGCACAAAGUGCAGCGACAAAGAACGACAAGAGUGUAAGGUAUUGGGUAAAGACUGCAACAUUCCAGGCGGAGCAGCUUUGUGCGUGGAUGAAAGGCCAAAAGCCUGCACUAAAGAACAGAACGAAACAUGCAAAAUCAAUGGCAAUGAAUGUGAUUUCACCGACGGUGCACCCGUAUGCAAAGAUAAUAAUCGGCACAAUUGUAAUGAAAAAGAGAAGGAAAUCUGCAAGGCCACCAGAAGAGAAUGCGAUUUCACAGGCGGCGCCCCGUCAUGCAUCGAUACACAAAGAAACAGCUGCAACGAAGAGGAAAAGAAAAAGUGCAAGUCACUGGGAAAUGCAUGCGACUUCAGCACUGGUGCUGUUCUGUGCACUGAUCCAGUACGAAACAGUUGCAACGAGGAAGAAAAGGAAACAUGCAAAUCGAUGGGAAUGACAUGUGAAUUCGCAGACGGCUAUGCCGUGUGCAUGGAUCCAACUCGCAACAAGUGCAAAAAGAAGGAGCACGAAGCGUGCCAGGCAACUAAAAAAGAAUGCGACUUCACUGCCCAUGCGGCCACGUGCGUUGAUAACCAGCGCACCACCUGCAAUGAAGAAGAGAAGAAGGAAUGCCAGGAAAGGGGGAAAUACUGCGACUUCAGCGCCGGUAUCGCCCUUUGCGUCUCCGGGAGACGCACAAAAUGUAACGAAGAGGAGGAGGCCAUAUGCCGGGAACUGGGAAUGGACUGUGAUUUCUCGCUCGGUGCAGCCCUGUGCGUGGACAAUACGAGCACGGACUGUAAUGAGGAAGAGACCGAGAUAUGCAAAUUAAGGAAGGAAGAGUGCGACUUCACCGCGCACGCAGCAUUUUGCAUCGAUCCAAAUCGCACAGAUUGCAAUCAAGAGGAAAAGCAACGGUGUGAAACCGUCGGCAAAGGAUGCCAUUUCGUAAACGGGGCCUCUUUGUGUUACGGUCCUCCUGCACGGACAAAGUGUGACGCCUCCGAGACGGAAAGGUGCGCAAAAAUGGGAAAGGGAUGCGACUUUAUCGGUGGAGGUGCUAUUUGUUCAGGAAAGAAACGCACGCAGUGCAACGAGGAAGAGGAGGAAAAGUGCAAAGCAAUGCAACGACAAUGCGAGUUUGUCGACGGAGCUCCUCUUUGCAUGGUCAAAAAGCGAACAAAAUGUAACGAAGAAGAGACGAAAGUAUGCAAAAAACUUGGAAAAUCAUGCGACUUGUCAACAGGAGAACCGCAGUGUACCGAGUGUCCGAUAGAUGCUUGCCGGACAUCUUGUCAGGAGGCAGAACCCAACAGAACGGUGCUCGCUGUAACAUGCUCGGCGUCUGACAUGUGCUCCUGUUCGUACGAAGACGAGUGUCUAGCCUCGAAAUGUGAAGACUACUGCAAGGUGGCAGUCCCCGAAGCGGACCCUAAAAAGGCAACCUGUAAAGAUAACGUGUGCUACUGUGCCAAACCACCGGGACUGCAAGAACCCACGACAACAGCACCACCUUGUCCGAUAGAUGCCUGCCGGAAUGCUUGUCAGGAGGCAGAACCCAACAGAACGGUGCUCUCUGUAUCAUGCUCGGCGUCUGACAUGUGCUCCUGUUCAUACGAAGAUGAAUGUCUAGCCUCAAAAUGUGAAGACUACUGCAAGGUGGCAGUCCCGGAAGCGGACCCUAAAAAGGCAACCUGUAAAGAUAACGUGUGUUACUGUGCCAAGCCACAGGGACCGCAAGAACCCACGACAACAGCACCACCUUGUCCGAUAGAUGCCUGCCGGAAUGCUUGUCAGGAGGCAGAACCCAACAGAACGGUGCUCUCUGUAUCAUGCUCGGCGUCUGACAUGUGCUCCUGUGCAUACGAAGAUGAGUGUCUAGCCUCAAAAUGUGAAGACUACUGCAAGGUGGCAGUCCCCGAAGCGGACCCUAAAAAGGCAACCUGUAAAGAUAACGUUUGCUACUGUGCCAAGCCACAGGGACCGCAAGAAACCACGACAACAGCAAUACCUUGUCCGACAGACGCCUGCCGGAAAGCUUGUCAGGAGGCGGAACCCAACAGCACGGUGCUCGCUGUAUCAUGUUCGGCGCCUGACGUAUGCUCCUGUUCGUACGAAGAUGAGUGUCUAGCUUCAAAAUGUGAAGACUACUGCAAGAUGGCAGUUCCAAAAGCGGACCCCAAAAAGGCGACCUGUAGAAAUAAUGCUUGCUACUGCGCCAAGCCACGUGUUCCGUGCACGCCAGAGGCAUGCCGCAAGUCCUGUCAAGAUUCAGAACCCGACAAGAAAGUACUAAACACAUCGUGCCCCGAGUCCGACAUAUGUCACUGCGUAUACGAAGACGACUGCACAGAAGACAUAUGCCGUGACUACUGUAAGGAAACAGUCCCAAGCAAUAUCCUGAAAGGUUCUAUGUGCAUACACAACUUCUGCUACUGCAAUAAAACAACAGACGACUUGGGGAGGUCAAAAACGGAUGACGUUUCUCACAGUGGAUUUCACCUCUUUGACGCAUGGAAUUCGUUCAUACGUAGCCUGUGGUAAUCAUGUCCCUUUGUGUAGUUUUGAUGGUUAUAGCCACGAAAUAAAGCUUUUACUGAGA
Molecule: messenger RNA, 8936 nt
Organism: Dermacentor andersoni
Lineage: Eukaryota; Metazoa; Arthropoda; Arachnida; Ixodida; Ixodidae
Source: RefSeq, a predicted model, not a curated record